Molecule: messenger RNA, 504 nt
Organism: Meloidogyne enterolobii
Lineage: Eukaryota; Metazoa; Nematoda; Chromadorea; Rhabditida; Meloidogynidae
Source: the annotation of a GenBank genome assembly
AUGGCAAACACAUUGGGGGGAGGCAAACUUUUCUUUGGUGUUGAACGUUUUGAUUAUACCAAAGGAAUAAAGGAAAAACUUUUUGCCUUUGAAAAAUACCUCGACGAACAUCCUGAUCGAGUUGGAAGAGAUGUGUUUUAUCAAAUAGCACAAAAUAAUCGAAGUGGAAUUGGAUCAUUUAAAGAAUAUCAGGAUGAAAUUAAAGAAAUACCUGAUGAAAUCAACAAAAAAUUUCAAAAAAUUUUGGAAGACAAAUACGGCAAAGAAACAGAUUAUAAAGCAAUAAUUUUUGAAACUGCGGGAGUAAAACGUGAAGAUUUAAUUAAACGCUAUUUGGCUAUGGAUAUUGGAGUGGUUACACCUGUAAUGGACGGAAUGAACUUGGUGGCCAAAGAAAUGAUUGUUUGUAAUCCGAAUGCUUCCCUUAUUCUUUCCGAAGGAGCUGGGACUUAUCACCAAUUUUUAGAAAAUAAAUUGGCAGACAAUUACCAUUUGGUAUGUUGA